UACUGUCUGUCAUAUGGUUGUAGUUAUAAACACAGAAAUAUUUAUUUAUGGUUAUAAAGAAAUCUGAGAAAGAUUGUUUUAAAAACCACAUAUGCUGUAAGUUUGUCAAGUACUAAUUUUAAUUAUGAUUGAUUUAUAUUAUAUCGGAGGAAAAAUAUUUGUCUUCAAUGUAGACCAUUGGUCUGAACUCAGGAAAAAAUUCAGGAUCAUUGGAGAAAUCAUUGGAAAUAGCAGUCAUGUUCCAGCACUCCCUUUGAAAGUAUCUCCGGAAGAGGCUUUCUUACUGUUUCAAAAGAAAAUUGCCAAUAUCUUAGAAAUAUCAACAGAAACACUAAAAAAUAAUAGAGACAAAGAGGUGAUGAAAGACUAUGAAGAUGGACUAUUUAGGGCUCAAGUAGAAGAAUAUAAAAAAAUUCGAAGAAUUCAGUUGGAAAAUAUAAUUGAUAAAAUUGUUGAAAAUAGAAGGAAGGUUAAUGAUAAUCGCAGUGCUGAUGAAAUACUAAAGGAAGAACUGAAAAAAUCAUCAUCAAUGACAAAAGAUAAUAUGAUAUGGCCAAUAAUGUCAGCCCCGAGUAAUGUAACAAAAUUAGACUCCACAUUACUCUCUGAGGAUGAUCUAUCUAAACUCACAUCACAGCUGAAAAGAAAUGUAUUUAGAGACCUUUGGGAAAGGGGUUACUAUAUUACGCAAGGGGCUAAAUUUGGUGGUGAUUUCUUGGUUUAUUUUGGAGAUCCCAUAUGCCAUCAUGCAAUAUUUAUUGUCAAAUGUGUAGAUAAUCUGAAACUUCUGUCACCAAGUGAACUUGUUGCCUUAGGAAGGCUAGGGACGUCUGUGAAGAAGAAAGCAGUUCUGGCCUCGUUGGUGGAUGAUAAAGUUUCAUAUAUAACUAUUAAUUGGAUAGAUUCAUGAGACAUAUCUGAUACUAAUAUGUUGAUAGAAUAAAUGUACUGGUUGAAGUACUGUCGGAAAAAGGAAAGAUGAGGAAGAAGGAAUUCAAAGAGAGUUUUAGGAAGAAGGAGAAAUGUUUCCUGCGAAUGUAGAUUUCAAUUUAUUUCUAAUAUAAAAUAAUCCAAGUGGAACAAAACAAAAUGAUAGAAAUGUAAUUAUAUUAUUUUCCUUAAAAAUUAGUAGUAUCAAAUAUAUAAAUAUUUUCUAUUCUAAACAUCCAAUAUCAAUUAUGGUUUCAUCAGAACUCACUCUCAUCCAAUCAUUUUAAAAUACUUUAGUAUAUUCUGAAUCUGACGUUCAAUCUCCAAGAAAAUAUCAUGAAUUUCUAUUUUUUAUACAAACCAAAAAAUAACUACCUGGUAUGUCAGCCUUUUUGGUGACAAUUGCACCAAUGUGCAAGGUUUUCUAAAAUAUUUUAUGUAUAUUGGAAAAGUUUGUUUUGGAAGAUCUUUCUUUAAUAAAUCCCUGUUAGUUUUAUUUAAAAUAUUGAUUGUUGUAAUACAAUUAAUCAUGCACAAUUGAUUCAAACAACUUAGAUGUGAUAGAAAAACAGACAGGUCUAUAAUUCUUAGGCAAUUGUCUGUUACCAGAUUUGUGUAAAGGGACAACAUAGGCUUGUUUUCAGAAUUUGGGAAAAUAUUUCUGAGAGAUCUAUUGAAAAUUAGGAAGAGUGGGUGUCAAACUUUCUGAACACUUUUUGAUAAAAAAAUUUUGAGAGAUGAGUGGGUAAGACAAAUCAAGUAUGUGGUAAUUGCAAAUAUUUUAAUAACUGCUAUUGGUAGAAUCUGUUUAUUGGAAUUUUAAGGGUUGAAGAAAAAUCAUCAGAAAAUUCACAAAUGGUUUCACCGUUGGUUACUGUACUGUCAUUUGCUUUUAUCGAUGUUAUUUUGUAAUCCAAGUUCACAAGUUUAUACAUUCGUUUAUAAUUUUUGUUAAUGACAUUAAAAAUUUAUCACAAAUAUUUGGGACUUGCUUUCCUCUUGAUCUCCUAAUUAAUGUAUAUUGCAUUGAGAAUGCUCCUUUGGAAUAUGUAAAAACAUGUAAUAUGUAGUAGAGCAAUGAAGAAUUCACAUUUACUCUAUAAUGGCAUAGUACUUUACUGUUAUAAGAUCAAUAUUAAAGUGCCACAAUAUGUAAUGGUCAGAACAGAGGAAAAAUAAAAGAUGAAUUCAACAAUCAACGCAUUUAUUAAAUUCUACAAAAUGGACUGAAUCACUAAGGUAAAUUUCAAAGUUCAAUUGUAACAAUAACACAUGUUCUAUAAUAGUAUAUUGAAACAUUGUGCUUGGACUUGAUGAAUUGAGCAUAGAACGGACAAUCUAAAAUAUACACCUCUCAAAAG
Molecule: messenger RNA, 2291 nt
Organism: Leptinotarsa decemlineata (Colorado potato beetle)
Lineage: Eukaryota; Metazoa; Arthropoda; Insecta; Coleoptera; Chrysomelidae
Gene: Tsen34
Product: tRNA splicing endonuclease subunit 34
Biological process (GO): tRNA splicing, via endonucleolytic cleavage and ligation; tRNA-type intron splice site recognition and cleavage
Cellular component (GO): tRNA-intron endonuclease complex
Molecular function (GO): tRNA-intron lyase activity; nucleic acid binding
Source: RefSeq, a predicted model, not a curated record